Messenger RNA from Gekko japonicus, 2853 nucleotides. It is a transcript of the gene DHX35, whose product is annotated as DEAH-box helicase 35. The record is from RefSeq and is a predicted model, not a curated record. Gene Ontology annotation, cellular component: catalytic step 2 spliceosome; intracellular anatomical structure. Gene Ontology annotation, molecular function: RNA binding. NCBI's taxonomy places the organism in Eukaryota, Metazoa, Chordata, Lepidosauria, Squamata, Gekkonidae. The transcript is spliced from 22 exons. The coding region runs from base 1 to 2112 and encodes 703 amino acids.
AUGGCGGCGCCCGUCGGCCCGUUGAAGUUUUGGAAACCCGGCACAGAAGGCCCAGGGGUUAGCCUGUCCGAGGAGAGACAGAAUCCUAGUGAAAGCUCUGGGGUUUCUGUCAUCUAUAAUCCCUAUGCUUCCUUUUCUAUUGAACAGCAGAGACAAAAGUUACCAGUUUUUAAGCUUAGAAAUCACAUCCUUUACCUGGUAGAGAACUAUCAGACACUGGUAAUUGUUGGAGAAACAGGAUGUGGGAAAAGCACACAGAUUCCUCAAUAUUUAACAGAAGCUGGGUGGGCUGCUGAAGGAAGAGUUGUGGGAAUAACGCAGCCUCGGCGAGUUGCUUGUGUUUCAAUUGCAGGCCGGGUAGCUGAGGAGAAGGGUGCCCUGCUUGGUCAUGAAGUUGGAUACUGCAUACGAUUUGAUGAUUGCACUGACCCACAGGCUACAAGAAUUAAGUUCCUGACUGAUGGGAUGCUGGUGAGAGAAAUGAUGGCUGAUCCACUAUUAACAAGAUACAGUGUGAUCAUGUUGGAUGAAGCCCAUGAAAGAACCUUGUAUACAGACAUUGCCAUUGGCUUAUUAAAAAAGGUUCAGAAGAAACGAGGGGAUCUUCGUCUAAUUGUAGCAUCAGCUACACUGGAUGCAGAGAAAUUUAGGGAUUUCUUUAACCAAAAUGAGACCAGUGACCCAAGCAAAGAUACCAGCAUGAUCCUUACUGUGGAAGGGCGAACAUUUCCAGUGGAUGUCUUCUACAUUCAGAGUCCUGUUCCAGAUUAUGUAAAAUCAACUGUGGAAACAGUCAUGAAAAUUCAUCAGACAGAAGGCGAUGGAGAUAUACUGGCAUUUUUAACUGGCCAGGAGGAAGUGGAAACGGUUGUUUCUAUGCUGAUAGAACAGGCGCGGAUCCUUGCUCGCACAGGGAUGAAGAAACACCUCCGUGUACUCCCUAUGUAUGCUGGGUUGCCUGCUUCUGAGCAGAUGAAGGUGUUUGAGAGAGUGUCUCACAAUGUCAGAAAGGUAAUUGUAGCCACCAAUAUUGCAGAAACAUCCAUCACAAUUAAUGGGAUUUCAUUUGUGAUUGACUGUGGCUUUGUGAAGCUCCGUGCCUAUAAUCCAAAAACUGCCAUUGAAUGUCUUGUGGUUGUCCCCGUAUCAAAGGCAUCUGCCAACCAGAGGGCAGGGCGUGCGGGCAGGAACCGCUCGGGAAAAUGCUACAGACUUUACACAGAGGAGGACUUUGAGAAGUUGCCACACUCCACAGUUCCAGAGAUGCAACGCAGUAACCUGGCACCAGUCAUCUUACAGCUUAAGGCUUUAGGAAUCGACAAUGUGCUUAGAUUCCCUUUCCUCUCACCUCCACCGGCUCAGUCAAUGGUGCAAGCAUUGGAGCUACUCUAUGCAUUAGGAGGGCUUGAUAAAUAUUGUCGUCUCACAGAGCCUCUUGGAAUCAGGAUAGCAGAGUUUCCUUUGAAUCCAAUGUUUGCAAAAAUGCUACUGGAGUCAGGGAAUUUUGGUUGCUCCCAGGAGAUUCUGAGUAUUGCAGCCAUGAUGCAGAUCCAGAAUAUCUUUACAAUUCCUCCAAAUCAAAAGUCACAAGCUAUCAGAGAACACAGAAAGUUUGCAGUGGAGGAGGGUGACCACCUCACUAUGCUGAAUGUCUAUGAAGCCUUUAUAAAACACAACAAGAGUCCUCAGUGGUGUCAGGAUCAUUUCCUGAAUUACAAAGGUCUUAUCAGAGCCACAACUGUGAGAGAACAGCUGAAAAAACUUCUUGUCAAGUUCAAAGUACCAAAAAAGUCCAGUGAAGGUGAUCCAGACCCUGUUCUGAGAUGCAUAGUUGCUGGAUUCUUUGCCAAUGCAGCCAGAUUUCACUCUACUGGAGCAUACAGGACUAUUCGUGAUGACCACGAACUGCAUAUCCACCCCACCUCAGUAUUGUAUGCAGAGAAACCACCUCGUUGGGUCGUCUACAAUGAAGUUAUCCAGACCUCUAAGUAUUACAUGCGAGAUGUGACAGCUAUUGAAUCAGCUUGGCUAUUGGAAUUGGCCCCUCACUUCUACCAGCAAGGAACGCAUCUUUCUCUGAAAGCCAAAAGAACUAAAGUCGAUGACCACUGACUCUCCACGGCUGUUGAGCUUCGCGCUGCGUGAUGCUGAACCUGCUGCCGAAUUGACACUGUGCUACAGACCCAUCACACGAUUAGUUAAUUAGCAACCUGACCCCACAUCAGAUAUACAUGUCAAAAUGCCUGCCUGCCAGGAUCCUGUAGGGAUUUAUGCAUGACCAAAUACAUUGUAACACUUAACGUAGAGCUUGCAUUGUGGACAUUUUAUCCCUCAGUCUUAAUUGUAACCAUUCCUGUUUACCACGGGUCACCUUGGCUCCUUUUAAAACUAGGUAGAAAAAUUAGCAGUACAAAAGGAGACAUACAAAAUGAUAGGAAAUCUUGCAGUUGCUUGGGUAACCACACUGAGCCCUUUGGGCUGGGGAAGUGGAGCUCAGGAUCCUUUUAGACCACUGUGAAAGCUGCUGGCUAUCCUUCGCCUGCCCGCAAACUGGAGACAGGUUUGGGACCACAAGCAAAGCCUUGAAAUACCUUUAAUGGGUUGCAACGAAAACCUUGAAACUGUGAUUGUGCCUAACUGCUGUGAUUUUAUUUCACUUUUUAUCGUCGUUGCUCUGAAGCAAUAGAAUUCUCAUCUAUUACCGACUUUCCUUGUCUUGCUCCUCUGCACCUUUUCUUUGGCUUUGCUUUUUAGACAGCAUCUGUAAUUUCCAAACACACCCGAAUGUUUACUUACACUGAACUCCCCAUGUAGUUCAAGCUAUUUUAGGAAGGGGUUAAUAGGGCAGGAUAU